AUGAUAAUAGACAUUCGCAUCAUCCCAUGGUUAUGCAUAACCUAUCUAGUCAUGCGCAUCGACAUCAACAAUAUCUCCAACGCUGCUAUCAUCAACAUUGAACAAGGACAUGGGAUCAAGAAACAACUGCACCUGAGUACGCAAGAUUGGAAUUGGGUCGUUUCGUGUUUCUUCUAUCCCUAUGCUGCUUUUGAGCCGGUAUCCACGCUCCUGAUGAAACGGACGACACCGAGCUUCUGGAUCGGGCGAAUCAUGAUAACAUGGGGUAUCAUCGUCAUGUGCAUCGCGUCCGUGCAAACCUACGAUGGUCUCAUAACUUGCCGAGUCCUCUUGGGUGCCGCCGAAGCGGGGUACUACCCCUGCGUGAUAUACUACCUCGCUUUCUGGUUUAGACCAGAAGAGCUGGCUCUCCGAGUCGCUGCGUUCUACUCGUUCGGCCAGGUCAGCGGUUUUGUGGGAGGUUUCCUAGCAUUUGCGAUUUCGUAUGCGGAUGGGGUUCUAGCGGGAUGGAGGUGGCUCUUUAUUAUCGGCAAGUCAGAGGGUAUACCGGCCAUCCUAAUGGGGGUGACGACUCUCUUCAUACUCCCCGAUUUUCCGCAGACAGCUACAUUCUUGACUGAGCGCGAACGAGCGACGGUAAUCGAUCGGUUGUCUAGAGAUGCUCCUUCGAAGGAGGGAAAGACUUGGGAUAAGGGUGAGGUGUGGAGGCUCUUUGCGGACCCGACGUUCUGGACGUUCUCUGCGGUGUGGUUUUGCCAUGCUGUGGGAGGAUUCGGGUUGUCGUAUGUCCUGCCUACAGUGAUAUACGAGCUUGGGUUUACAACGACGGCGCUGAGCAACGUCCUCUCUAUGCCCCCAUCUCUGAGCACAUUCGUGUUGCUGAAUACGCUGGGAUGGCUCAUCCAGAAACGUUUUUGGAACCCCUUCCGGAUAGCUAUAGGACUGGAAUUUACUAAUAUCAUCUGCUGUAUAAUACUUCUCACCGUAAAAGUGACUGUGGUGCGUUACCUGGCACUGUUGGUAGCAACAGCGACUGCUGGGUCGGUAUAUGCCGUGCUCUGGCCAAACCGUGUUGAAGCUGCGCGGGGAACAUCAGCCGCUGGGAUGGCAAUAGGGAUUACCAACGCCAUUGCACAGUUCUCUGGUAUCCUUGGGCCGCAGGUCUUUUCUGGUAUAUACGGACCGUCGUACAGGGUCUCGUUUUCUGUCUGUGUGGGCCUUUUGGCGGGUGCAGUGGUGUCGAUUGGGGCGUCUGCUGUGUUGUUGCGCCGAUUGUGGGGAGAUGGGAGGACUGGCAGUGGUAGUAUCUCAUCAAAGGGGAAUAUUGACGAAGUGAAGUAAAUCAAAUUCCUAUAUUUGGUGCAGAACUCGAAUUCUCUAGAGGCAAAAAUGUCGAGAAGGAUGUUUUUUGCGAGGCAAAAGAUAGCUUGAGGCAUCUUUACCAGACUUGUGCACGGGAAGUAACAGCGGGAAGGAC
Molecule: messenger RNA, 1477 nt
Organism: Desarmillaria tabescens
Lineage: Eukaryota; Fungi; Basidiomycota; Agaricomycetes; Agaricales; Physalacriaceae
Product: high-affinity nicotinic acid transporter
Exons: 8
Coding region: 1-1341 (446 amino acids)
Biological process (GO): transmembrane transport
Cellular component (GO): membrane
Molecular function (GO): transmembrane transporter activity
Source: RefSeq, a predicted model, not a curated record